Messenger RNA from Gossypium raimondii (Peruvian cotton), 2134 nucleotides. RefSeq names its product glucan endo-1,3-beta-glucosidase 4. Gene Ontology annotation, molecular function: hydrolase activity, hydrolyzing O-glycosyl compounds. Lineage: Eukaryota; Viridiplantae; Streptophyta; Magnoliopsida; Malvales; Malvaceae. Bases 278 to 1756 code for a protein of 492 amino acids. The record is from RefSeq and is a predicted model, not a curated record. Gene Ontology annotation, biological process: carbohydrate metabolic process. Gene Ontology annotation, cellular component: plasma membrane. The transcript is spliced from 5 exons.
UGAAACAGUGGGUGUAUUUAGUGAAGCUUCAACCGCGUUUUCUACUUUCCUUUCCCUGCUGUUCUGGCUUCCACAUUUAUGUACAGAAAGUUCCUGUGGGGCUUUUGAACUUCUUUCUGCUGUUUUUUCUCCCAAUAUUCUUUGCACUGGAUUAUUGGUUUAGUGUUUUCUUUUUUCCCUUUUUCUGCAACUUGGAUCAGAACACGUAGCAUUUAAGCGCUGCUGAGAACAAACAGUGCGAGACUGGCUAUUUAGAUUGAAGCUUUUUAACAAUCAAAUGAUCCUUGAAAGAUGUCUUGGAAGCAUGCUUCUGGUUCUAAGCAUGCUCUCCAAUGUGCUAGGUGCAUUUGUUGGGGUAAACAUAGGUACUGAUGUUUCCAGCAUGCCGCCAGCUUCAGAUGUGGUUGCUAUUGUCAAAGCCCAUCAAAUUACUCAUAUACGACUUUAUGAUGCUGACCCUCACAUGCUGAAAGCCCUUGCUGGAAGUGGGAUUGAAGUAACAGUUGGAGUGACAAAUGAGGAAGUCCUAGGAAUUGGAGAAUCCGCCUCAGCAGCUGCAGCAUGGAUCAACAAAAAUGUUGCCGCUUACAUGCCUUCCACCAACAUUACAGCCAUUGCUGUUGGCAGUGAGGUUCUUACCUCAGUCCCUCAUGCUGCCCCAGUUUUAGUUACAGCUAUGAAUAACCUGCACAAGGCUCUUGUAGCUGCUGAUCUCAAUUUUCAGGUUAAAGUUUCAACCCCGCAAUCCAUGGACAUCAUCCCCAAGCCUUUUCCCCCAUCUACUGCUACCUUUAAUUCCUCUUGGAACUCUACAAUAUACCAGCUUCUUCAGUUUUUGAAGAACACGAACUCCUAUUACAUGUUAAAUGCCUAUCCGUAUUAUGGUUACACUAAUGGAAAUGGCAUUUUUCCAAUUGAUUAUGCUCUUUUCAAACCUCUUCCCUCUGUCAAACAAAUCGUUGAUCCAAACACUUUGUUCCACUAUAACAGCAUGUUUGAUGCAAUGGUUGAUGCAACCUAUUAUUCUAUGGAUGCUCUCAAUUUUUCUGUGAUCCCUAUCAUUGUCACAGAAACUGGAUGGCCUUGGCAAGGUGGAUCCAAUGAACCUGAUGCUACUGUGGAAAAUGCUGAGACCUUCAUUAAUAAAUUGAUCCAGCGAGUUUCCAAUAAUUCAGGUCCACCUAGUCAACCAACUAUUCCCAUCAACACAUACAUUUAUGAAUUGUUUAAUGAAGACAAGAGACCGGGCCCUAUCUCUGAGAAAAACUGGGGGUUACUUUUCACAAACGGCACUGCCGUUUUCCCUCUGAGUUUAGGUGGUCCUAGUCAGAUCACUGGAAAUUCUACUGCAGUUUUCUGUGUGGCAAAAGAUGAUGCUAGUGAAGAUAAGUUGCGAGAUGGGAUUAACUGGGCAUGUGGGCAAGGCCAGGCCAAUUGCAGUGCUAUACAAUCAGGGCAGCCGUGCUAUCUCCCGAAUAACAUCAAGAACCACGCAUCUUAUGCUUACAAUGAUUAUUAUCAAAAAAUGCAUACUGUUGGUGGGACAUGUGAUUUUGAUGGUACAGCCACAACUACUACAAUCGACCCAAGUUAUGGAUCCUGCAUAUUUACUGGAAGUUCUAAUUCGAGCACGGGUAGAGAGUCUUUGCCUCCUACAGCACUUGGUCCAAUAAGUCCCGGAGGGAGUACAAAGCUUCCGCUGUCCAAGAUUCAAUUUCUAAUCUCAGCAACUUGUCUUCUUGUAGUCUUGCUAUGACACUCGAUUUACGCCUCAGUGGUGGACUCAAACUGCGAUGAAUCAUUCCAUUUGAUAGGCAAGAUUAAGUGUGAUAGAGAAUGUAAUGAAAUCCACUUAAGUUCAAUAAUGACCGAUGGUUAUUUCUUUCAGGGCGGUGUUCGCAUGUUCAUCCUUACCGCUUUUGAUUCCAUUUUUAAGCUAGUUCAUCGGUUUUACUUAUCAGUUGCCUUGUGGUAUUUUAUUACAUUUGCGUUGCAUUGCAUUGUAAUGACCUUGAAGUGGUAGUAGCCAUUGUAGCAUUGAAUUUUUGGGACAGGAAAUGAGAAAACUUGGAUUUGUUAGUGGGUAAACUACUAAUUUAGUUACUUAUAUUUUAUUUAAGUUGCAUUAUGGUCA